This is a messenger RNA of Hibiscus syriacus, 1402 nucleotides long. RefSeq lists its product as uncharacterized. The coding region runs from base 76 to 1281 and encodes 401 amino acids. The transcript is spliced from 8 exons. The record is from RefSeq and is a predicted model, not a curated record. NCBI's taxonomy places the organism in Eukaryota, Viridiplantae, Streptophyta, Magnoliopsida, Malvales, Malvaceae.
UUUUAAUUUUCAUGUCUACCAGUUUGGUUGUUGAAAUCUCAUUUUCAAGAAACAAAAACUCGACACUCAACGGAAAUGCGGAAACCAGUGGCAGCCAUUUUGCUUUUCAAGUUGUUGUCUUCAUUUCUGUUCCUGUUUUCUUUCUUCUUUCCAGUUUUUAGCUUCUCUGGUUUCCAUGGCUCAUCUCCUGGUCUUAGACCAACAACCAGCUUCAAAACAAGCCCUGCCCCUGCCUCGUUUCACACCACCCGCUUCCUCCAAGCUUUUUCUCCCAGAAACGAUAUGAUUUCAAGUCCGGAGAGUUUACAUAAGAAGAAGAAGAUGCAUCAUUCAAUAAAGGGGCCAUUGAAGGAGGAUUUCACAUUCCCUGCUGGUUCUGCUCCAUUCAACAGUUGUCAUUCUUCUACCAUUGUUGAGGUUGGUAAGGAUCAUUUCUUAGUUGCUUAUUAUGGAGGAACAUCUGAAGGAGCACCGGAUGUGAAGAUUUGGUUGCAGAAAUACGAGGGUGGCCUUUGGUAUCCACCUAUUGUUAUUGAUGAAGAACCUAAUGUUCCAAUGUGGAACCCUGUACUAUUUAAGCUUCCAUCGAAUGAGGUGCUGUUAUUCUAUAAAGUAGGCCUGGAUGUUCAAAAAUGGAGUGGCUGCAUGAAGCGAUCAUUCGAUAAGGGUGUUACUUGGACACUCAGGGAACAGCUACCACCAGGCAUACUCGGUCCGUCUAAGAACAAGCCUCUCUUGUUGGGGAACGGGAAUUUACUCUGUGGAUCGUCUGUGGAGAGUUGGAAUUCCUGGGGAGCAUGGGCCGAGGUCACGUCAGAUUCGGGACAAACCUGGAAGAAAUACGGCCCGAUCUAUGUUAAAAACGAAACCCUCAGCGUGAUUCAACCGGUUCCUUACUUAACUGCAAAAGGCACCCUGCGUCUUUUAAUGCGAUCUUUUAACAACAUUAGCAGGGUUUGCAUGGCGGAGUCAUUCGACGGUGGACAGAAUUGGGGUUAUGCCAUACCUACAGAGCUCCCCAACCCAAACUCAGGUAUCGAUGGCGUCAAGCUGAGAGACGGUCGCCUGUUACUUGCUUAUAAUACAAUCUCAAGGGGUAUACUUAAAGUUUCGGUAUCGAAAGAUGAUGGUGAUUCAUGGCAGGAUAGCCUGACAUUGGAAGACACUCAAGGAAUGGAAUUCUCAUAUCCUGCUGUUAUCCAGGCUAAUGAUGGAUUAGUUCACAUCAGUUACACUUAUAACAGGACCCAGAUUAAGCAUGUUGUUGUUCAACCAAAUUGACCAAGUGCUACAGCUACCUGAAUCUCCUUUUUCAUGAAACUAUCUGCUGCUAGUGCUGCAGCUUUAGAUAUCAAAUUGUAAUGUAAAAAAACUAAGUGAUUAUAAAUGAGUCUACAUUUCA